This is a messenger RNA of Syngnathus acus (greater pipefish), 1219 nucleotides long. Its product is annotated as EEF1A lysine methyltransferase 3-like. Lineage: Eukaryota; Metazoa; Chordata; Actinopteri; Syngnathiformes; Syngnathidae. The transcript has 3 exons. Bases 89 to 760 code for a protein of 223 amino acids. Gene Ontology annotation, molecular function: protein-lysine N-methyltransferase activity. The record is from RefSeq and is a predicted model, not a curated record. Gene Ontology annotation, cellular component: cytosol; cytoplasm. Gene Ontology annotation, biological process: peptidyl-lysine methylation.
UGUAUGGUUUUUUUUCUUUCUUUUUUUUUUUCUUGUUUUUGUUUUUACCCGAAACAAUUUUCUUCUUUCCAUCAAUCAAGCAAGCACGAUGAGCUGUUGCAUGAAUGACGAUGACCCUUUUCCCGCUGACGAGUGUUUGUUCACUGACACUUUUUCUCAGGACAGCGUUUAUAACUUAAUGGGACAAGAGCUGAGCAUCAUACAGUUAUUCGGUGCAAACCUCGGCGUGGCUGCUCCAGUGUGGGAAUCCGCAGUACAAUUGUGUCGAUACUUUGAGGGUCAUAGUGUGGAGUGGCGUGGGAGACGCGUCAUCGAACUGGGAUCGGGAACUGGUGUUGUUGGCAUUGUGGCUGCUCGCCUCGGUGCAGAUGUGACCCUCACUGACCUUCCCAUGACUCUUCCACAGCUUGAGGCCAAUGUCUGUGCCAACAUGCCAUCCAGCGGUUGGCCAUCUGCCCCUCCCACUGUCCUCCCUCUGUCCUGGGGUGAGGACCACAUGAAGUUCCCCUCAGACUGGGACCUGGUGCUGGGCGCAGAUAUCGUUUACAUCCCCAAACUGUUUCCACUGUUAGUGGACACGCUGGCUCAUUUGUGCAAGAAAAAAGGUGUGGUUUACCUCUCCUCCAAAAUGCGGAAAGAGCACAAGACGGCAACAUUUUUCAAAGAGCAUCUGCCAACAAGAUUUAAUGUACAACUUGUGCACCGCUAUGACAAUCUAAACAUUAAUAUUUAUAGAGCAUCUUUUAGAAAAGCCCGUUAAGAGCACCGACAUUUUUACCAAGGGUAUGAUUUAACAAUUUUGGAUAAGAAGCAAAUGUCACAUUGUCACUUUUAUAUCAUAAUUUUUAAAAAGUUAGUUUACAUUUUUUUUAUAGUCGGUACUACAUCUGUCUCACAGUUGAAAGGGUCUGGGUUUGAAUCUCUACUCAGCACUUCCUGUGUGGAUUUUGCAUGUUCUCGUCAAGUUUAUGUGCGUUUCCUGCAGAUACUCUGCUUUUCUUCCACAUUCCAAAAUUGGAUCAUUUUGGAUUAAAUUAGGUGUGAAUGUGAGUGUGAAUGGUUGUCAGUUUUUAUGUGCCCUGCAAUUGCCCAGCGACCAGUUUGGAUAGUACUCCACUCCAGAGUAAAUAGGGCAAAAUGAAUGGCUGGAAUUUAUGAUUAAAUUUCAAACAAAGCAUAUUCUACAUUUCAUGUUUACUUAAUUCUCUUGAGAAACGAU